CCAUCUACGCGCAACUCAUGCGACCAACAGCAUGGCUUGCCCAAAGCAAAGCUAUUGCGACCAUGGCGCUUUCCCAGUCUUCUGUUCAAGCGUUAAAUCGCCUUCGGACCUACACACCUCCGCCAACGCAAUGGCAUAAUUGUCCUCUUACCCGGCGCGCUGCCGUCCUCAUUCUGCUAUUCCCGGAUAGACAUGGCGAACUCAAAGUCGUUCUUACCAUGCGGAGCACCAAAUUAAGAUCAUAUGCAGGGCAAGCUGCCCUUCCUGGAGGCAAGGCAGAUACCCUCGAGGAAUCGCCAUGGCAUACAGCGCGGAGAGAAGCAUAUGAAGAGAUUGGACUACCCAUGGACGAAGAGAAGCUACGAGGAUUCAAAGUAGAGCAUCUCUGCGAACUACCUGCGAACCUAGCGAAGACAGAACUCGGUGUCCGACCCUGCGUCGCUUUUCUCUCUCCCUCUUCUUCAACCUCUUCUUCAUCCACGAGCCCACAAGCCGAAGAACGUUCUGUCGAAGAAAAGCUCAUCCCGCGCCUGGACCCAAAAGAAGUAGCCGCCGUCUUCACAGCCCCCUUCCGUUCUUUCCUCCAGAAAGAAUGGACAGGCGACGGCCCCGCACCGGUGCAAAAGAACGGCAAACCAGAGAAAUGGUACAGAGGAAGUUGGACAGAUUGGCACGAAAGCCGCUGGCGAAUGCACAAUUUCUACAUCCCCCGACCUCCACCGUCUCCUGUCGCGCUUUUGCACAAUCCUUCCAACACCUCUACAACAUCUGGCCCCUCGCUUUCGCCCCAUAAAUCUCCCCCCGGGGGCGAUGAUCUACACCCAGAAUCCAGCGCGCUAGAUGAUCUUACAACGUUUAGGGUGUUUGGUAUGACGGCACGGAUACUGGUGGAUGCAGCAAGGGUCGCGUACGGCGAGGAACCGGAGUUUGAACACAAUAGUCAUUUUGGAGAUGAGGAGAUGAUUGGGCGGUUGUUGAAGAUGGGGAGGCUAAGUGAGGAGAAGAAAAAGGGUGAAGUGCUCACGAAGGAAGUGUUGAGGGAGGCUAGUAAGAUGUAGUUGAUACUUGUGGUUUGUUAAAUAUGUUAUAGAGCGUUACGAGCUAGCGUCUGCGCUGAGUCUCGACCGCUGAGAUCACUCAGAUCCAAAGCUAAACCGUUGAUACCAGAAAAGAGAAUCCUCAACUCCAGUUGACCCC
This is a messenger RNA of Cucurbitaria berberidis CBS 394.84, 1197 nucleotides long. RefSeq lists its product as uncharacterized. Gene Ontology annotation, biological process: coenzyme A catabolic process. Gene Ontology annotation, molecular function: coenzyme A diphosphatase activity; acetyl-CoA hydrolase activity. The record is from RefSeq and is a predicted model, not a curated record. The transcript has 3 exons. Bases 63 to 1058 code for a protein of 331 amino acids. Lineage: Eukaryota; Fungi; Ascomycota; Dothideomycetes; Pleosporales; Cucurbitariaceae.